AGAUUUGUAUAGUCCGCAUGCUUAUACUCCAACAGUGGAUCAAAUUUCUUUGGAAGAAGAAAAAGACAGAAAGAAAGGAAAAAAAAAAUACAAAAAAGGAAAUAUAUAGGGAAUAGGCUACACACGAGUGCCACUAGGCCCACUACUACUUGGCACCCUUGCCUCAUGAAGUAAACAAACACACGUGGAUUGUAUUGUCUUGGGUCUUGCUCAUUCAAUGCAUAAAAAAAAAAGUUAACCCCUUCUUCUACCUUCCGUUACUUCAGUGUACAUUUGAAGGAGUAACUCACGUGAAUAUGUAAUAUGCAUCUAUCUACCUUUGACUGGUAUUGGAGAACAAAUUUACCGCGAGUAUGAUGGCAAAUACAUGCAUUGUACAGUGUUGGAAAGGCUGGUGGAGAAUCAACAGUCUGAAUAAUGAAAUACGCAGAAAUUAUAAGGGUUUGAGCAAACACAGGGCAAUAGCUAGUGUGCCCAACAACGUGAAGUUCAUCACAAGUCUCACUGGGCAAUGGGCAAGAGGACAAGCCUCUCGCCUCCAUGCUCACUACAGGGGCCUUGCCACCCGUCCACCACAAUAUGCCAAAAGAAGGGCAACCACCACUUCAGCAUCAUCACUGGAGAAAGACAUCUUGUACAUCCUGGGCAUAGAGACAAGCUGCGAUGAUACCGGUGCUGCUGUUGUCUCAGAUACAGGGGAGGUCCUUGGUGAGAGUCAUUUUAAUCAACACAAUAUACACUUGAGGUAUGGAGGCAUCAUUCCUGUUGUUGCUAAGGACCUGCACAAGAAGAAGAUUGAGGAAGUGGUCACUACAGCAAUGGCUCAAGCAGGGAUGUCAUUUGGAGAUUUGGAUGCCAUUGCUACCACUGUCAAACCAGGUAUGCCAAUGUCUCUGUCAGUGGGAACAAACUAUGGAAAGAGUCUUGCUUUGAGCACUGGCAAGCCUUUCAUCCCCAUUCACCACAUGGAGGCUCAUGCAUUGACUGUUCGCAUGGUGGAGAAGGUGGAGUUCCCAUUCCUGGUUUUGCUGGUGUCCGGUGGCCACAGCUUGUUGGUGCUUGCACACAGUAUAGACCACUGGUCUAUUAUUGGCCAAACAAUUGAUGAUGCUCCAGGAGAAGCCCUUGAUAAGGGAGCCAGACGACUCAAGCUGCGGAACAUCCCUGAGUGUGCGACAAUGUCAGGUGGACAGGCCAUAGAACACUUGGCAGUGAGGGGUGAUCCACAUGCCUUUGAAUUUCCAACCCCAAUGUGGAAAUACAGAGAUUGCACCUUUAGUUUUUCUGGUCUGAAAAAUGCUGUUAAAAGAAUUACAGAAAAUUUGGAGGAACAGUAUGAAAUUGAAGGUGGAUCAGUUCUUCCAUGUGUUGAGGACAUUUGUGCCUCAUAUCAGUACGCCAUCACCAAACACCUAGUGAGGCAGACGCACAAGGCCAUGUUAUUUGUGGAUGUACGGGAUCUGCUUCCUAAAGAGAACCGAAUCUUGGUUGUAUCAGGUGGUGUGGCGUGUAAUCAGUACAUACGUGCAGCACUUCAGAAGCUGUGCUCUCAUACUGGAUAUCAGCUUUUCUGCCCUCCACCUAAACUGUGCACAGACAAUGGGAUCAUGAUAGCAUGGAAUGGCAUGGAGCGCUGGAAGGCUCAGACUGGUGUACUGUACAACAAGCAGGAAAUAGAGGAUGUUACUUUUGAAGCUAGAUGUGCAAUUGGUGAGGACCUGACAGAAGAUGUGCGCAAUCUUGGUAUUACUGUGAAAAAAUGGGUGAAAUUUUGAUGGAAACUGAUUAUUAAAUUUUUCACUUAUUAAUUAUCUGUAAAAAAAAUGAAAAUCAAUAGUAUCAAUAAAUAUAAAUAUCACUGAA
This is a messenger RNA of Portunus trituberculatus (swimming crab), 1863 nucleotides long. RefSeq names its product probable tRNA N6-adenosine threonylcarbamoyltransferase, mitochondrial (gene Tcs4). The coding region runs from base 354 to 1775 and encodes 473 amino acids. Gene Ontology annotation, cellular component: mitochondrion. Gene Ontology annotation, biological process: tRNA threonylcarbamoyladenosine modification. Lineage: Eukaryota; Metazoa; Arthropoda; Malacostraca; Decapoda; Portunidae. The transcript has 10 exons. The record is from RefSeq and is a predicted model, not a curated record.